AUGCCUGUGAACUACCUCAUCCUGCUCUCCCGGCAGGGCAAAGUGCGUCUCGCCAAGUGGUUCACCACUCUGUCCCCCAAGGAAAAGGCCAAGAUCAUCAAGGAUGUGACCCAGCUGGUGCUCUCCCGCCGCACUCGCAUGUGCAAUUUCCUCGAAUACAAGGACUCCAAAGUCGUCUAUCGCCGCUAUGCCUCCCUCUUCUUCAUCGCCGGCUGCGCCUCCACCGAUAACGAACUGAUCACCCUCGAGAUCGUGCACCGCUACGUCGAGCAAAUGGACAAAUACUACGGCAACGUGUGCGAACUGGACAUCAUCUUCAAUUUCCAAAAGGCAUACUUCAUUCUGGACGAGCUGCUACUCGCGGGCGAGAUGCAGGAGAGCAGCAAGAAGAAUGUGCUUCGCUGCAUCAGCCAACAGGACAGUCUGGAGGACAUGGAGGUUGAGGAAGAUGUGGUCACCAAGAUCAUGUAG
This is a messenger RNA of Penicillium lagena, 471 nucleotides long. RefSeq names its product AP-1 complex subunit sigma. Gene Ontology annotation, cellular component: intracellular membrane-bounded organelle; AP-1 adaptor complex. The transcript is spliced from 5 exons. Gene Ontology annotation, molecular function: clathrin-cargo adaptor activity. Bases 1 to 471 code for a protein of 156 amino acids. Gene Ontology annotation, biological process: vesicle-mediated transport; protein transport. The record is from RefSeq and is a predicted model, not a curated record. NCBI's taxonomy places the organism in Eukaryota, Fungi, Ascomycota, Eurotiomycetes, Eurotiales, Aspergillaceae.